Molecule: messenger RNA, 1452 nt
Organism: Polypterus senegalus (gray bichir)
Lineage: Eukaryota; Metazoa; Chordata; Cladistia; Polypteriformes; Polypteridae
Gene: ybx1
Product: Y box binding protein 1
Exons: 8
Coding region: 130-1077 (315 amino acids)
Biological process (GO): regulation of gene expression
Cellular component (GO): nucleus
Molecular function (GO): nucleic acid binding
Source: RefSeq, a predicted model, not a curated record
GAGAGAGGAACGCUAAGAGCCUGAAGGCAGCAGCCCCACCACCGCCGGCCCAGGUUACCAUCCAGCACCGGGAAAACAUACUAGAGAGCCACCGCCGGCAAAAGUCUAAGUUAAAAGCCAGAAACCACCAUGAGCAGCGAGGCCGAAACACAACAGCAGGAACAGCAGCAGCCCGCCGCCGCGGAGAGCCCAUCCAGCCCGGCAGCCGCAGCUACCGCGGGGGAUAAGAAGGUCAUCGCAACAAAAGUCCUGGGAACAGUGAAAUGGUUUAAUGUGAGGAACGGCUAUGGAUUCAUCAACAGGAAUGACACAAAGGAAGAUGUCUUUGUACACCAGACCGCCAUUAAAAAAAACAACCCAAGAAAAUAUCUGCGCAGUGUUGGAGAUGGUGAAACAGUGGAGUUUGAUGUAGUAGAAGGAGAGAAGGGUGCGGAAGCAGCUAAUGUCACUGGUCCUGGUGGAACCCCAGUCCAGGGAAGCAAAUACGCAGCAGACCGUAACCGCUACAGACGCUACCCACGUCGCCGAGGUCCUCCAAGAAACUAUCAGCAGAAUUACCAGAGUGAUGGUGACGAAGGGGGUGAGAAGAGAGAAGGUAUGGAGAAUGUACCUGAUGGGGAAAUCCAGACCCAGCAGCGCCGACCUCCUUUUCCAAGACGUCGCUAUCCACCUUACUAUGUCCGCAGACGCUAUGGGCGCCGACCACCAUACACAAAUGCUCCACCUCGUGGAGAGAGCACAGAGGGAGUUGAAGGGGAUAUAAACCAAGGUGCUGUAGACCCGAGUGCUAAACCAAUGAGACAGAACUACUACAGAGGCUACAGACCAAGAUUCCUGCCAAGGGGCCCUCCACGUCCUAGACCACCAAGGGAUGAUGCCAACGAGGAAGACAAAGAGAACCAGGGAGAUGGAGCUCAGAAUGAUCAGCCCCGUCAACGCAGGUAUCGCCGUAACUUCAACUACCGUCGUAGACGCCCACAGAACCCUAAACCUCAAGAUGGCAAAGAGAACAAGGCAGCCGAACCACCAGCUGAGAAAACGUCCGCUCCCGAGGCCGAGCAGGGCGGGGCUGAGUAAAUACCGGCUUACCACCUCUACCAUCGUCCGGUUUAGUCAACAUGAAGAAACAUCAAAAUGAAAUGAAGAUAUGAGCAAUAAGAAACAGUUUUGACUUGACGAUCGAAAGCUUGCUACAUGCAGUUGACCAGAUACCAGUGAAUGCCUGCAGAAUCUAUGCAGCCCAGUUUUUUCAUUACUUUUGUCUGACAACUAAAACACACUUUUUUUGGAAAUGGCUAAAUUUUUUGUAAAUUGGUUUUAAGUUUUUACACCAAAUGGUUUUUAAAGUAAUUUGAUAUCUGGUCAAUUUGACAUUUUUAAAUAUUAAUUUUAUUUGUACAACCUGAAUUUUGAAAACACAAGCAAGCGCUAAUUAAAGUCAAGAAAAGUGUU